UUCAGUGUGAUAACGGCAAAGAAAUGCUAGCAGCUAUACUGUCACCAUCAUCGGCUACGCGAGUUUUCACCCCAACUACUCUACAUAAACCCCGCCAAUUCAUGCCUGGCCAAGAAGAGGCAAAAUUGGGUCUUUGACAUUUUCCAAUAUAAAACGCAGAGGUUCAGUGUGAUAACGGCAAGGAAAUGCUGGCAGCUAUACUGUCACCAUCAUCGGCUACGCGAGUUUUCACCCCAAGUACUCUACAUAAACCUCGCCAAUUCAUGCCUGGCCAAGAAGAGGCAAAAUUGGGUCUUUGACAUUUUUCAAUAUAAAACGCAGAGGUUCAGUGUGAUAACGGCAAGGAAAUGCUAGCAGCUAUACUGUCACCAUCAUCGGCUACGCGAGUUUUCACCCCAACUACUCUACAUAAACCUCGCCAAUUCAUGCCUGGCCAAGAAGAGGCAAAAUUGGGUCUUUGACAUUUUCCAAUAUAAAACGCAGAGGUUCAGUGUGAUAACGGCAAGGAAAUGCUGGCAGCUAUACUGUCACCAUCAUCGGCUACGCGAGUUUUCACCCCAAGUACUCUACAUAAACCUCGCCAAUUCAUGCCUGGCCAAGAAGAGGCAAAAUUGGGUCUUUGACAUUUUCCAAUAUAAAACGCAGAGGUUCAGUGUGAUAACGGCAAGGAAAUGCUGGCAGCUAUACUGUCACCAUCAUCGGCUACGCGAGUUUUCACCCCAAGUACUCUACAUAAACCUCGCCAAUUCAUGCCUGGCCAAGAAGAGGCAAAAUUGGGUCUUUGACAUUUUCCAAUAUAAAACGCAGAGGUUCAGUGUGAUAACGGCAAGGAAAUGCUGGCAGCUAUACUGUCACCAUCAUCGGCUACGCGAGUUUUCACCCCAAGUACUCUACAUAAACCUCGCCAAUUCAUGCCUGGCCAAGAAGAGGCAAAAUUGGGUCUUUGACAUUUUCCAAUAUAAAACGCAGAGGUUCAGUGUGAUAACGGCAAAGAAAUGCUAGCAGCUAUACUGUCACCAUCAUCGGCUACGCGAGUUUUCACCCCAACUACUCUACAUAAACCUCCCACCACUUUCUCUUUUCUGCGACCAUUUUCUCUUCCUCUCUCCGCUUCCCGGUUUCAAGUUCGUGCAAUGGCUGACUCUGCCUCUGCCCCCUUCAAAAAAAUCGCAAUCCAUAGAGACGAUACUACUUUUGAUGCGUACGUGGUGGGCAAAGAAGAUACUCCUGGGAUUGUUGUGCUUCAAGAGUGGUGGGGUGUGGAUUUUGAGAUCAAGAAACAUGCUGUGAAAAUAUCCCAACUGGACCCUGGGUUUAAGGCGCUUAUCCCUGAUUUAUAUCGAGGAAAGGUAGGCUUGGAUGUUGCUGAAGCUCAACAUUUGAUGGAAGGCCUUGAUUGGCAAGGCGCAGUUAAGGAUAUCCGUGCUUCUGUUAAUUGGCUCAAGGCUAAUGGUUCAAAGAAGGUAGGAGUAACUGGAUUUUGCAUGGGAGGUGCUCUUUCAAUUGCAAGUUCUGUCUUGGUUCCAGAGGUUGAUGCAGUUGUCGCAUUUUAUGGUGUUCCUACAUCAGAGCUUGCAGACCCUGCCCAGGCUAAGGCACCUGUUCAGGGUCACUUUGGAGAGCUCGAUAACUUUGUUGGUUUUUCAGAUGUGACGGCAGCCAAGGCUUUAGAGGAAAAGCUGAAAGCAUCAGGAAUUCCUUAUGAAGUACACAUUUAUCCAGGCAAUGCACAUGCUUUUAUGAACAGGUCUGAUGAAGGCGUUAAGAGGAGGAAGAGCAUGGGAAUGCCUGAUGAAGAUGAAGCUGCUGUUGAGCUGGCAUGGUCUCGCUUCAAAACCUGGAUGACUCGCUACUUAUCUGCAUAAAUGACUAGUUCAUGUGAAUAUUAAUGUCUUGUCUGCUGGCUUUCCGCUUUUCCAGCUUGGGUAGUGGCAUGUUGGAGGGCAUUACUAUUUUACCGUGUUUGCAUGCAACCUUGAGGACUUGUAUUUUCCUGAAAUGAGCUAGUUUGCUUGUGGUACCUGGCUAUCUUGUUUUAUUCAUGUGGGCUUCUGCAUUGCCAUGUGACUGGUUUGAUGUAUACAAUCUGUGAUUUCUUUGCAUAUCCCUUUUUCUUAGACAUUGAUUAAGAGGUAGUUAAACUACUUCAACUGCUUAUAUUGUUAUAUGGUUUUACGUAUUAUGAUAAGAUUUUAUCA
Messenger RNA from Hevea brasiliensis (rubber tree), 2198 nucleotides. RefSeq lists its product as uncharacterized. The coding region runs from base 996 to 1865 and encodes 289 amino acids. Lineage: Eukaryota; Viridiplantae; Streptophyta; Magnoliopsida; Malpighiales; Euphorbiaceae. Gene Ontology annotation, molecular function: hydrolase activity. The record is from RefSeq and is a predicted model, not a curated record. The transcript has 5 exons.